Molecule: messenger RNA, 921 nt
Organism: Balaenoptera acutorostrata (minke whale)
Lineage: Eukaryota; Metazoa; Chordata; Mammalia; Artiodactyla; Balaenopteridae
Gene: NCR1
Product: natural cytotoxicity triggering receptor 1
Exons: 7
Coding region: 1-921 (306 amino acids)
Source: RefSeq, a predicted model, not a curated record
AUGCCUUCUACACUUGCUGCCCUUCUCUUUCUUGGGCUGUCUCUGAGCCAGAGGACCAGUACCCAGAAGCAGACUCUCUCGAAACCUGUCAUCUGGGCCAAACCCAGUUUCAUGAUUCCAAAAGGAACACUGGUGAUCAUCUGGUGUCAAGGAACUCACAAGGCCGUUGAGUACCAACUGCACUUUGAGGGAGGCCUUUCUGCCUUCAAGAGACCGGAGUCACCUGGAAUGGUGAACAGAGUAAAGUUCCCCAUCCCGUCCAUGACCUCACAGACUGCAGGGCAGUACAGGUGCUUCUAUCGAAGUGGGGAGCUCUGGUCAGAGCCCAGUGACCCUCUGGAUCUGGUGGUAACAGGACUGUAUGACACACCCACCCUCUCAGUUCAACCCAGACCUGAGGUGACCUCAGGAGAGAACGUGACCUUCCGUUGCCGCCUAGAAACAGCAACAAGCAUCUUCUUUCUGCUCAAGGAGGGAAGAUCCAGCCGCCCACAGCGCAGAGAUGGGAAUAUCCAGGCGGAGUUCCCCAUGGGCCCUGUGAGCACAGCUCACAGAGGCACAUACAGAUGUUUUGGCUCUUAUAACAAACAUACAUGGUCUUUCCCCAGUGAGCCUGUGAAGCUCCUGGUCGAAGGAGAUGCCGGGGACACCACCUUUGCGCCCACAGAACACACCUCUUCCGGCCACUGGGACUCCUACAUGUUAACCACAGAGACCCAGUUCCAGGAAGAUCCUGUCCUCUGGGAUCACAAUGCCCAGAAUCUCCUUCGGAUUGGCCUAGUUUUCCUGGUCCUGGUGGCCCUUGUGUCGCUCCUGGUUGAAGACUGGCUUCAAAGGAAGAAGCCUCAAGACAGAGCCAGCAGGGCUUCAAGUCAGGAAUGCAGGAGAAGGUUCAGAACACAAAGAGCCCUGGAGGAAUGA